Messenger RNA from Gastrolobium bilobum, 1545 nucleotides. Its product is annotated as bifunctional protein FolD 4, chloroplastic-like. Lineage: Eukaryota; Viridiplantae; Streptophyta; Magnoliopsida; Fabales; Fabaceae. Gene Ontology annotation, cellular component: cytosol. Gene Ontology annotation, molecular function: methenyltetrahydrofolate cyclohydrolase activity; methylenetetrahydrofolate dehydrogenase (NADP+) activity. Bases 112 to 1164 code for a protein of 350 amino acids. The transcript is spliced from 5 exons. Gene Ontology annotation, biological process: tetrahydrofolate interconversion. The record is from RefSeq and is a predicted model, not a curated record.
AAAAAACCGUGUGCGCUGCUAGUGCAUCAAUUUUUUCUUCACUGAUUCUGCACGCACAACAACAUUGGUGUCUGGUCGCUGAAAAACAGUGUUUUGAGGAAUCACUUCCCAAUGGCUUCUUCUAUUUUCUUCACCGACUAUGCUUCUCAUUCUACAGCCGUUCGCCUCCUCCCUCUGCGGCGCCGCCACCACCACCACCACGUGGGCCCUACUUUCCGGCACUUCACCCUUCACUCUUCUCCAUCUCUUGUUGUCCCCGUUGCUGCCAUGACUACUAAGGCUUCUGCUAUGGUGAUUGAUGGAAAAUCAGUGGCAAAGCAAAUCAGAGAUGAGAUAACAGCUGAAGUCUCCAGGAUGAAAGAAGCCAUUGGUGUGACUCCUGGGUUAGCUGUAAUACUUGUUGGAGACAGAAAGGACUCUGCAACUUAUGUGCGUAACAAGAAGAAGGCUUGUGAAUCUGUGGGAAUCAAUUCCUUGGAAGCUAAUUUGGCGGAGGAUUCCACAGAACAAGAAGUGCUGAACCAUAUUGCAGACUUCAAUGAUGAUCCUUCAGUUCAUGGCAUUCUUGUUCAGUUACCUUUACCUUCUCACAUGGAUGAGCAAAACAUCUUGAAUGCUGUUAGAAUUGAGAACGAUGUAGAUGGUUUUCACCCAUUAAAUAUUGGUCGCCUUGCCAUGCGUGGAAGAGAACCCCUGUUUGUUCCCUGUACACCAAAGGGAUGCAUAGAGCUACUACACAGAUAUGGUGUUCCUAUCAAAGGAAAGAGGGCUGUUGUGAUUGGUCGGAGCAAUAUUGUAGGAAUGCCAGCUGCCCUCUUGCUGCAAAGGGAAGAUGCUACUGUAAGUAUUGUCCAUUCCAAAACCAGUAACCCUGAGGAGAUCACAAGACAAGCAGAUAUCAUUAUCUCUGCCGUUGGUCAACCAAACAUGGUUAGGGGGAGCUGGAUAAAGCCCGGCGCAGUCAUAAUCGAUGUUGGAAUCAACCCAGUAGAGGAUCCAAAUAGCCCUCGAGGUUAUAGAUUGGUAGGAGAUGUAUGUUAUGAAGAAGCCAGCAAAGUUGCCUCGGCUAUAACACCAGUUCCUGGAGGAGUUGGUCCAAUGACCAUAGCAAUGCUUCUCCAAAAUACUCUCCUCUCUGCAAUGAGGAUACACAAUUUUGAAUAAACAUAUAUUGUCAAUUGCAACCUGGUUAAACCAUGCAUAUCAUUUUGGCCCAUCUAUUUUUCGUUUUUGGUCUAUUCUACAUUGAGAAAAUAGGGGAAGUUUGUUCCCCCCCUGGACAUCCACCUCCCUGAAGUUGCAUCAUCAUAUGAUGCACAAAUUGUCUAGGAGAUUGAUGUCCAAAUCCUACAAUAACUCUGGAAGAUCAUACUGUAAACAACUCAUUAAUCUUAAGGCACACUUAAGAGACUGAAGUAAAAUGGUUGUUAGAGACAGUGUCGUAAACUAAAGUCAAUUGCAAGCAAAGCUUGGAAGAGUUUAUUAUAAAAUUUAAUUUGACACAAUAAUUGUAACAAUUGAUCUAGUUAUUUUCUUUAGUUUGGU